Molecule: messenger RNA, 2501 nt
Organism: Tribolium castaneum (red flour beetle)
Lineage: Eukaryota; Metazoa; Arthropoda; Insecta; Coleoptera; Tenebrionidae
Gene: Lap1
Product: Lap1
Exons: 7
Coding region: 162-2240 (692 amino acids)
Biological process (GO): embryo development; receptor clustering; cell-cell adhesion
Cellular component (GO): postsynaptic membrane; basolateral plasma membrane; postsynaptic density
Molecular function (GO): protein binding
Source: RefSeq, a predicted model, not a curated record
GGUACGGCGAGUCACUAAUUCUCACGUUUGCCAGCCUGGCUAAACAGUCCGUGCCAUGGGCCUGGUCCAAAUGAUCAGAAAUGUUUUAUUUUUAAAAAUGUAACCUCAUAAAUUCGGAAAGAUGAAUUGGAGAUGAAAAGUAUGACCAGUGUGGCUAUAAAAUGAGUUUCUUCCUUUGUUAUAAAUGUAGCACUAACCAGGAAAAGAUAGUAGAGUUAGACUAUUCUCGUUGUGGGAUUUCCGAAGUGCCUGUCGAUGUCUACAACAACUCCCCGACUCUAGAAGUGCUGCAUCUUGAGGGGAAUAAAUUGAAGGAUCUUUCGCCUCAGCUGUUCCAAUGCAUAGAUCUGAGGUAUCUAAACGUCAGCGACAACGAAAUCAGGUCCAUUCCGCCGCUCAUUUCGAAGCUGAACAGCCUGCAAGUCCUAAUUUUCAGUAAAAAUGCGCUGGUUUUGGAGGGAGUUUCGCCGAACAUUGACAAACUGAACAAGCUGACGAUACUCGACUUGAGCAUGAAUGACUUGGGGAAGGUGCCCGAAGCCAUAAUGAGCCUGAUUAAUUUGCAACAGCUGUGCUUGAACGAUACAGGAAUUGAUUAUGUGCCUGCCAAUAUUGGACGUCUUUCCAACCUUAGAAUCCUAGAGUUAAGGGAUAAUAGCUUGCGAGAAUUGCCUAAGUCUAUCAGGAGACUAACCAAUUUACAAAGACUUGACGUUAGCGACAAUAACUUGUCCCAAUUGACUGAAGUUUGUGAAUCUCACGGUAACUUGACUGAGUUGUGGAUCAACGGUAACAAUAUCACGAAACUGUCACCGUCAAUCACGCAUUUGAAAAAAAUGAACGACUUCGAUGCUUCCUACAAUAAUCUACAAACCAUACCAAAAGAAAUAGGUCAAUGGACUAAAAUAACGAACUUAAUUUUAAGCUUUAAUCAAAUCUCUGUGUUGCCAAAAGCUAUAGGAAAUUUACGCAAUCUACAAGUAUUAAAACUCGAAUCGAAUAAUUUAGAGGAACUGCCAAACACGAUUAGCAAACUCACAAAUCUGGAAGAACUCAACUUGCAGAAUAACUUCAUCAUUAAACUUCCGUCUGGAAUCGGGCAUUUGCGCAAAUUGGCAACUCUCAUACUUUCGGAUAACAAGCUGGAACAGUUACCACCAGAAAUCGGAAGUUGCUGCUCCCUCACGAUUUUAAACGUCCACAACAACUACUUACACCGCCUACCGGACGAAGUGGGUCAUUUACAAAAGCUCACAACUUUGGGCCUCAUCGGCAACAAAUUGGAAUAUUUACCGAUAACAGUAUCAAAACUAACGAAUUUGAAAGCACUUUGGCUGACACCCAACCAGACGCAGCCUUUGAUCCAUUUACAAAACGAGCAACUCCCCGACGGCCAAGUCGUCCUGACCUCAGUCCUGUUCCCGCAAGUGCCCCUCCCGGAGGCCCCGCCCCCGGUGCACCUCCCUAUCAGCACCCAGAGCUACCACAUCACCUUCAACAUGGACAACAUCCCCACCGAGGCCUCCCUAAGCCGCACCCCCACGCCCCACCACAAGGAACUGCGCCGUUUGCGCAACAUCCUGCGCGGGGGCGAGGCCCCCGAAAGCCAGCCCCCGAACAUCUCGGAGAUCAAGGAGGCCAAAGUGACGCACAUUUCGGGCGAUUUGUCCGUGUCCCAGUCCAGUUUAUUGGACAAAGAGCCGGAGAAUAGCGAAACCGCGGUGGUUUAUAAGGCGGCGAAGGAGGAGGAGCUUCCGAAGCAACCGCCGCCGUAUCACAUUGCAGCCGCGUAUUCGAAGAACGCCCACUUGUUCGCGCAGAUUUGCCCGCCCAGCCCGCACGACCAACCCAAGCAGUUCAGCCAACAACAGCCGGCGAAUAUCCACCAUCCGACGCCCAAGUUGGCCAAAAACCGGGAGCAAAUGCAGGAGUUUUACGACGAGGGUAAGAAACCGAAGUGGCCUUUUGGAGCGCACCAGAUUUGCAAGGUGAUUGAGGUGGAACUGGUGGGGUAUCGCGUUUUGGGCGAUUUUCACGUUGUUGCGAACGCUGAUGGUGUUUAUGUCGAUGAGGUCCAUCCGGCCGGCGUUGCAUAUCAGAAGUUGUUUCCAGGGGACAAAAUACUCAGUUUCGAUGACGUUGAUUUCACCGUCAUGGAUUCGCAAAGUGCUUACGAAUAUGCUUACCAAAAAAUCGGGACGGUUAAGGUUGUAACCGUCUCGCGCAAACAAGUGUCUUGACAAAGAGUAUUUUUUUAGAUUAGUUGCAUGCCUAAUACUCCUAGCGAGGAGAGUGUUUCACUUGCAUUUAACAUUGUUUAUGUUACCUCAUAGUUGCGUUUUUGAUCAUUUAACUAGAGGCUGUGAUUUAGUUUAAGUUACAUUAACUCAAGAGUAUUUGUUAUUUAUUUAUGUACAAGCGUAUGAUAAUUAGCUCUCUAAUUUUCUAUGACUAAAUUGUCUUUUUAUAUUUCUAAAAUAAAUUAUACGAUUGAAUUGAAA